AUGGCUUCUAAAGGUGAAAAGAACUUCACCAUCGUCGAGUCGUCGGCAGGCUCGUCGACGCUGAUUGCCCGUCUGCGGCACCUGUUCUAUGGAGAUAUUUCGAUUGCCAAUCUGAGAGUUAUUUCCAUCGAAGAUGGUAAAGCUGGCGAGGGCGGCGAACCACAAUUCCAGCUUAAGCGGGGGUUGAAGCUGAGACACGUCCAGUUGAUUGCCAUUGGAGGGGCCAUUGGUACCGGAUUAUUUGUGGGCUCAGGAUUGACGUUGCAAUCGGGGCCAGCAGCCUUAUUCUUAGCGUUUGUGUUCAUGUCGACAAUCAUCUGGUGUGUGAUGCAAAUCAUGGCGGAAAUGAUCACCUUCUUGCCGAUCCCCGGUAACGGGCCCAUGACCUUUGUCUACGAUAACUUAAGUACGCUGUUUGGCUUUGCCAUUGGUUGGAACUAUUGGUACGCCUUCCUGAUGUUGGUGGCGGCCGAAGUGGUGGCAGCUGCGUACGUUAUUGAGUACUGGAUCCAACUGGUGAAUAUCGCUGUGUGGAUCACGAUUAUCUUAGCCGUCAUUUUGAUCUUGAACUUCACAUCGGUGAAAUUCUUUGGUGAGGCGGAGUUCUGGUUUGCCAGUAUCAAGCUUAUCACGUUGACGGGUUUGCUCAUUUUGGGAGUUGUCCUAUUCUUUGGUGGUGGUCCCAACCAAACGAGUGUCCUUGGUUUUUGGUAUUGGAGAGACUACCCUUUCCGCCAAUUUUUCUACCGUGGUGACAACGAUAACAUAAUUGAGAUUGCCGGUGCCACUGGUCGCUUUUUGGCCUUCUGGCGGGCAGUUAUCCGCUCCGGUUUUGCGUUCAUCUGCUCUCCCGAGUUGAUCGCUGCUGCCGGUGGUGAAUGUGAAAAGCCUAGACACAAUAUCCCGAAAGCUGCCCGUCGUUUCGUGUACCGUUUAAUCUUUUUCUACUGUUUCGGUACCAUCGUUAUUGGAGUAAUCGUUGACUCCAAAGACCCGCGAUUGUUGGGCGGUGCCUCGUACACGUCGGCUUCUCCCUUCGUGCUUGGAAUCACUAACGCCGGUAUCCCCGUCCUAAACCACAUCGUCAACGCCGCCAUCUUGACGUCGGCUGCCUCUUCAGGUAACUCGUUCUUGUUUACUGCACUGAGAACGAUGUAUUCGUUGGCGAACCGGGGCCUCGCUCCCAAAGUGUUUUUGAAAGUAAAUCGCUUUGGCAUUCCGUACUAUUCCGUGGCGGUGCUGUCGUUGCUUGGCUUCUUGGCGUACUUAAAUGUAUCAAACUCGUCAGCGACGGCGUUCAACUGGUUCUCCAAUAUCUCCACCAUUUCCGGGUUUAUCUCGUGGGUGUUUGUCUGCUUUGCCUACUUACGGUGGAGAAAAGCCAUCACGUAUAAUGGCUUGGACACCCGAGUUACGUAUCGAGCGUCGCUUCUGCCGUGGUGUGCGUACUACGCAAUCUUCAUGGUAUCGCUUAUCAGUAUCACCAACGGGUUCAUGGUGUUUUUCAACUUUAAUGGCGCCGACUUUGUCGCUGCCUACAUCACAUUACCCAUCGUAUUCUUCCUCUAUACAGCUCACCGGCUCUAUACCGUGUUCUAUUUGAAGGAUAAAAAGUGGCUAAUCCCUAUCCCCGAGAUCGAUUGCUCCACCGGUUUGGAUUUGAUCGAGGCAGAAGACCGCAACACGCCGUUGCCGGUGCCGAAGAAUUGGAUUGAGAAGGUUUGGUACUGGAUUGCCUAG
Diutina rugosa is the source of this 1740-nucleotide messenger RNA. RefSeq lists its product as uncharacterized. Gene Ontology annotation, molecular function: amino acid transmembrane transporter activity. Lineage: Eukaryota; Fungi; Ascomycota; Pichiomycetes; Serinales; Debaryomycetaceae. The record is from RefSeq and is a predicted model, not a curated record. Gene Ontology annotation, cellular component: membrane. Gene Ontology annotation, biological process: amino acid transmembrane transport. The transcript has a single exon. Bases 1 to 1740 code for a protein of 579 amino acids.